GAGGAUCUACAGGAAUUCUAUUUGAAGUUUUUGAGGCUGUUUAGACACUUGUUUGUGUAUCAGAUCCAGGAUGGAACAGCCCUGUCCAUGCCUGCUGCUCUGUGUUAGCUUUCUGUUUGUGCGAGCUUUACCACCAAAUGGAACUGAAUUACCCAAACCCACCAGCACUACAAACUCUACAGAGGAGAACAACUUACACAAGGACCUGCUGACCUCCAUGCUGAUCCUGCUCCUGGUGUUCAUCAUCUUCAUCCUGUUGGCCGGCUAUUUCUUCAGGUUCCGGAGACACAGGAAAGCUGUGGUGAGCUCUGGUGACAAGAAGAUGCCAAAUGGAAUCUUAGAGGAGCAAGAACAGCAAAGGGUGAUGCUGCUCAGCAGGUCUCCUUCGGGCCCCAAGAAGUAUUUCCCUAUUCCAGUAGAAAAUCUUGAAGAGGAAAUAAGGAUACGAUCAGCAGAUGAAGGGAAACUGUUCCGUGAAGAGUUUAAUUCUUUAACACCUGGAUACGUGCAGGGAACGUUUGAAAUGGCAAAUAAGGAAGAAAACAGGGAGAAAAACAGAUAUCCUAACAUCCUCCCAUAUGAUCAUUCCAGAGUGAUUUUGACCCAAGUAGAUGGAGUCUCGCCUUCAGACUACAUUAAUGCAUCAUAUAUAGACGGUUAUAAAGAAAAGAAUAAAUUUAUUGCUGCACAAGGACCCAAGCAAGAAACAGUCAAUGACUUCUGGAGGAUGGUGUGGGAGCAGAAGUCUGCCGUUAUUGUCAUGUUAACAAACUUGAAAGAAAGGAAAGAGGAUAAAUGUUAUCAGUACUGGCCCGACCAAGGGUGCUGGACUUAUGGGAACAUCCGUGUGUCAGUGGAGGAUUGCAUUGUGCUGGUGGAUUACACCAUUCGCAAGUUCUGCGUCCAGUCGCUCCACGAUGGCUGUAAGGCGCUGAGGCUCGUGACGCAGCUCCACUUCACCAGCUGGCCUGAUUUUGGGGUGCCUUUCACACCUAUUGGGAUGCUGAAAUUCCUGAAGAAAGUCAAGGCGUUGAAUCCUGCCCUUGCUGGGCCAAUUGUGGUUCACUGCAGCGCUGGUGUGGGCCGGACGGGCACGUUUAUCGUUAUAGAUGCCAUGAUAGACAUGAUGCAUGCUGAGCAGAAAGUUGAUGUUUUUGAGUUUGUUUCAAGAAUACGCAAUCAGCGCCCGCAGAUGGUUCAGACUGAUAUGCAGUACUCCUUCAUUUAUCAAGCCUUACUUGAGUACUACCUCUACGGUGACACAGAGCUAGAUGUGUCAUCCUUGGAGAAACAUCUACAAACAUCACACAGUGCAGCACCAAACCUUGUCAAAAUAGGGCUGGAAGAAGAAUUUAAGAAAUUAACAAACGUUCGAAUAAUGAAAGAGAACAUGAGAACUGGCAAUCUUCCAGCAAAUAUGAAGAAAGCUAGAGUCAUCCAGAUCAUCCCGUAUGAUUUUAAUAGAGUGAUUCUGUCAAUGAAAAGAGGGCAGGAAUACACAGACUACAUCAAUGCUUCCUUCAUAGAUGGCUAUCGCCAGAAGGAUUAUUUCAUUGCCACGCAAGGGCCGCUGCCACACACCGUGGAGGAUUUCUGGCGGAUGGUGUGGGAGUGGAAGUGCCACACCAUUGUCAUGCUCACAGAGGUGCAGGAGAGGGAGCAGGAGAAGUGCUUCCAGUACUGGCCAUCAGAGGGCUCAGUAACUCACGGAGAGAUAACUGUAGAAAUAAAGAAUGACAGCCUUUUAGAUGCCAUAAGCGUAAGGGACUUCAUAGUUACAUAUAAUCAGGGUAACCAAGAGAAGCAAAGCAGGCUGGUUCGGCAGUUCCACUUCCAUGGGUGGCCAGAAAUCGGAAUUCCUGCGGAAGGAAAAGGGAUGAUUGACCUGAUUGCAGCUGUCCAAAAGCAGCAGCAGCAGACGGGGAAUCACCCCAUCACGGUGCACUGCAGUGCCGGUGCUGGAAGGACAGGUACAUUCAUUGCACUCAGCAAUAUUCUGGAGCGAGUGAAGGCUGAGGGGCUCUUAGAUGUAUUUCAAGCUGUGAAGAGCUUAAGACUGCAGAGGCCACAUAUGGUGCAAACACUGGAACAGUAUGAAUUCUGCUACAGAGUGGUACAAGACUUCAUCGACAUAUUUUCCGAUUAUGCUAACUUUAAAUGAAAAACUUCUGCCUUAUUUUUUAAGUUGUCUGUAUAAAUAGUUGUAUAUGAUAUUAAUUUAUUCCACGUCGUUUUGUUUGUUGACUUUGACUGUAAAUAGGACCUCGUGUUUGCUCUAAAAUUUGCAUUUGCUGUACAAAAUUAUUUCUGAAAUAUAAAUAUCUUCUAAAGCAAAGUAUAAUGUUCAUAUAGAGUAUAUAGCUAUAAGAUGGUAGAGAAGUCUUUAUUCUAAAUAACAGUAAAUUAAUUCUGGAAGGUUUAUUUCUUUGAUUAUUUCCUUUUCCACUUACAGAUAUUUAUCAGCAGUGCCAUUGCCCGGUUCGUGCAUCUUUACAUUUACCUUUCAUACUAAAAUAAUGAGCUGUGGUACAUCUGUUUAAAGGAAACUCGUUUUGGCUGCAAACCUUUGACACAGAAGUCAAUAGCAAAUAAAAAGAGAUGUUUAUUUUGGGCCGUGUUCUGAUAACCUGCUGCUGCUUACUUGGAAUUGACUUCAUGGCCUCACUGAAAGGCCAAGGAACUGUUCCAGGUGUCAGAACACAGCCCUUCAUGUGUGAUAGUGCACAGUGCAGCUGAAAAAUGGUAUUGCUUUUAAAGGCUGUUUGUAAGAACCUCCCCACGGAUGGCAGCUUUGUUUUGUGUUCUACUGUCAGUAGGAUACAAGCAUUAGAAAUGCAGGUUGGAAUUUCUGAUUUCAUAUGACUUUCAAAGUUAACCUGCUUCGUUCUUUCCUAAAUACUGCACCAGCUUGAAUCAAUCUAGGAGUACAGUAAUGUCAUUUUGUCACUAUUGAACAAUAUUCUGCAUAUCAGGAGUGUGUAUUUUGCAUUUGUCUAAUUCAAGAAGCAUUACAGCCCUGGUUGGCCAUGGAUAUAGAGCUUCACUAUAUGUGUGCAUCAUUUCCAGCUACUGUGAGAAAAAGCAGAGGGCAGAACUCUCUCAGAUUCAACAAGAAUAUUACAUCUCUGGAAAACAAAAAAAGAACUGCGUAGCGUGAGCAACACGAAGAAAAUUCCUUUAUGUUCUUGCCUUCCCAUAUGUAUUAUCAGCUAAGGAGUGCUUCCUUUAUCUAAAAGGGGGGAUGUGGUUGUGUAUAUAGAUGUAUUUUUAAUGAAAGUACUACUGAUAAUGUGAUUGGGGAAAUAUGUUCUACAAGUCUUUGUUGUAUCCCUGGGCAGGAUGUGCUUGGGGGUUAGAAAGUCAAAGCUCGCAGGGCAUCUGCAUGUUGAACAAGUGGAAAGUCUGGAUUUCCCCCUCUUUAGAACGCGCAUAGGAAUUAAUGAGCACAAAAUAGGUGAAUGUGUACUUUGGGUACCUAACUAAUAUGCCCUAGUCCUGUCUUGUCUGGUUGGCGGGGUUUUAUCAAUGCAAGCAUAAAAGCCUUACUUAAAAGCAACUUACUUAAAGCAACUGAAACGGAUCCUUUCACUACUCCUGUGAGCAUUUCUCCCAGCUGCUAACACGGAGCAUCACGCAUUGACGCACCACAAGGAGACAGGAGCACCUUCUGCCUCUCCUCGCUUUCAUACUGAAUGGGAAAGGUGUGGUUAAGAACCUGUAAGCACACUGCUCUGAGCGCUGCCGUUUCCUGCUGCUUGUCUUCCCACUGAUGCACUUCUGUGUUUAUUUGCACAGUGAAUCAUGCAGUUAUGCACUUGAAGAGGUGGUUUGAGGACUGAGCAUUUGCUGUGACUUGCUGUUGGAUGUGCUCAGAACACAAAGUGUUGGCUAGAUGAGAAGAAUGCAAAGUUUGCAUUACUACUGCGUGCUAAAAUUUAAUCGAAUUUCAAGUAGCUACCAAAUAAAUUUGGUGUGAGACAGUGGGGUUUUCGGUACGGUCAUUUGCAGCAGAGAGAAUCAGAGAGGUAGAGUGAUUGUAGGACCAUAGAAUGGCCUGGGUUGAAAAGGACCACAAUGCUCAUCCAGUUCCAACCCCCUGCUAUCUGCAGGGUCACCUGCAAACCAGGCUGCCCAGAGCCACAUCCAGCCUGGCCUCCAGGCAUUCAGUGAUGAUAGAACAUAAUGCCAAGAAAGCUGCUCUCCAAACAAAUGUAUCUUACAGUCCUGUUUGUCCCCAGGAGCGCUGCAAACAUUUAGGCUGUGGGUGACAAAAGGGCCUCUGUCCGAGCAAGGAGCAGGAUGGAGCUCAGCUGAAACAUCAGCUGUUCAGGGAGUGCUCGGGUUGUAGUUGCUAACUGUAUUAUCUGUGAGGAAACAGGAAAAAAGCCCACAACAAUAAUGUAGUUCAGAAGUCGUAAAUAUAGCUAUGUAGUGAUUUUCACGUUUAUUUUUUUAAUAAUUUGGGAAGCUUGCUUUCCAGUUCUUGCGAUGAGUAAUGGAGAGGCCGCCUGUUGCAGCAGCCCUUCAGCUGGGAGCUGUGGCUCAACGUGGAUAGAGCUGAAUUCUGUUUGAAAUUUUCCUACGUUGCAUGGAAUGACUUGGAAACGCCAAAUGGUUGAUUAGAAGUCGUACAUUCUGAUCUGUGCGUGGUUUUGGUCACUGUGUGACUUGACUGACUGUUCUCAUGUGUUAAGAUAGGUUCCAGUUCACCUGAGCAUUUAAGCAUUUGCCGACAUCCUUUCCACAGAACACACAGUACCAUUGGCUCUUUGUUCCUGGAGCAAUCCCUUAAGUGCUUUGCUGAAUUGGGCCUUAAUGAAGAAUGCUUACUGUAAUUACCAGUGUUUUUUAGGGUAUUUUUACGUAUCAGUUUUUUAAACUUUUAAAACCAGCCUGACCGCCUGUGUUCAAUCUUUUGAAAUGCUUUCAUUUCCCUAGUACCAUUUUUAAAGUAAAGCUAUUGAAACUUUUCUGUAUAACCAAAUUGUAUUUAAUUUGUCAAAUCUUUUUAAUAUAUGUAUGUAUUAUACAGUUUCGGCUAUUAUUAUUUCCUUUUAUUACAUUUAUAAUUUGAUCUCGCUGUGUUUUUAAUGCCGGUGAAUGUUGCUGAAUUAUUUGUAUAUGCAAAUUGCAAGAUCUAAUACAUUCUGAUGCAAGAACAAAGCUUUGUUUUUAUUCUCAAACUGCACUGCUCUCUUUAAAUCUUUAAAUUUUAUUCCUGUCUGUGUGUUCAUUUAAGCAAAGUAUCCUAAAGGACUGAAAACCCAUUAUCUACAUCAAUAACUUCUUGGUACUUACCAUCCGUCGCUAUUGGAAGCAGUGCUCUGAUUUAUGUCGUAACCAAAGCGCACGUAAACUCAUGACAGCGAUUAGAAAGCCAGGCCUUCCCAAACUGUGUUAACAAAUGAGAGCUGACGAUGCAGAGCUCUGACGUGCCGAGUCCCAUUGCAUCCUUCCUCUGUGAGCAUUGAGGGAAUGACUCAAAGCCCGACCCUGCAGUUCUUCAAGAAGGCUUCCAGUGGUACAAACGCUCCUCUGCACUUCCUGGUUUGUUCCGUGUUUUCUUUUUGUUUCCUUGACCUCGUGCUUCUUCAUGAAGGUUUUGUGUUUCACAACCUGUGGGGCUGAAGGUUAUGCUUUUAGAAACUGAACUUUCAGAAAGAACGGACUUUGGUUGUAAACUGCUCAUGAAACAUUGAUUUCAGCGGGCUGGUUAAACAAUACAGACUAAGCAAGAUCAAAGACGUAUUUGUUCUGUAUGGGGCACACGUGUCAAGUGGAAGCUAAGCUUUCCUUAAUACACAAAUUGUUCAGUGCCUCUGAGAAUUUUUCGAGCAAUUGAACUUCACUGUGAAUGUUCUUCAUCUUGCGUAUUAAGGGAUUAUUUUGUAAUUUAGGUAUUUUAAUAAGAGCUUUAUUCUAACGA
Molecule: messenger RNA, 5926 nt
Organism: Lagopus leucura (white-tailed ptarmigan)
Lineage: Eukaryota; Metazoa; Chordata; Aves; Galliformes; Phasianidae
Gene: PTPRE
Product: protein tyrosine phosphatase receptor type E
Exons: 20
Coding region: 71-2161 (696 amino acids)
Biological process (GO): protein dephosphorylation
Molecular function (GO): protein tyrosine phosphatase activity
Source: RefSeq, a predicted model, not a curated record